AUGACAAUCCAGCCCGGCGGCGACGAAGUAGCCACCUCACCAGUAAUCGAAAACUUUCCUCUCAGCUAUGUUCCCGAGGGCAUCAAGUCCACUGCGAAAGAAAUCAGUAGAAUUCUUGCCUGGGCACAUAUUGCUUUUGCCUUGGACGAAUCAUGGGGUUGUUUCGCAACGCUCGUUGCAACGAUCAUUCACCGUAAUCCUCUCUCUCUCUCUCUCCCUCUCUCUCUCUCUCUCCCUCUCUCUCUCUCUCUCCCUCUCUCUCUGAACUCUUCUACACAUUUUUAUCUUUCGUCUAUCUUGCUUUCUUUCCAGUUCAUACCAGUGGGUCCGCCUUAUAGCAGAUUUCGCAUUAUCUGCUUACCGUCCGUUCAUGCCUUUGCAUCGAUUAUUUCUUUUGCUUAUGCCUUUACACACUCUUUCUGUCUUCCCGCUUUCUUUCUCUCCUUUCUAACCACCUCUAAACGGACUGUCUCCUCACCCCGACAAACUCAACGCCCAACCUCACAACCGAUUCCGUGUCUGCUGAAACGGAAGAGGAAACCAUAUGGACAGGCUUCCACGUGUUAUUAUCGGAUUGACCCUGCCGAUGCCACAGACUCUUCUCUUCAGCCCGAACCUCUUUGCCCUCUGAUCGCUUUCAUAAAUUCGAUCUGCCCUGGCUACGCACCUAGCCAGGCACUACGCCACUGCGUUCACAGAAACCAUCGUUCUUUCCUCUGUUCAUGCGGUUAA
Acanthosepion pharaonis is the source of this 732-nucleotide messenger RNA. NCBI's taxonomy places the organism in Eukaryota, Metazoa, Mollusca, Cephalopoda, Sepiida, Sepiidae. The record is from the annotation of a GenBank genome assembly.